AUGGCUCUGCCCUAUCGCGAUGGAUGGACGGCUUCGCGCAAAUACUGGUUCGCUCUGCUUUUCAUCGCCAUUUUCAGCGCCAAGGUCCUCCACGUCUACUCCCAUCUCAGUUCCCUUCCUUUGCCACAGCUUCUGGUCUGGGGUCCGACAUUUUUCGUGCAGGAUGUUUUGUGCAUCUUCGUCUGCUGGGGCCUGUGUCGCAAUUUCCAUAACAAAUGGGUCCGUAUUUCGGCGGCGUUGGUGGCCGUCCCCGCUAGUAUCGCGAUUUCCUUCAUGUCUGCCGCUAAUGCCUCGUUCUACAUCACCACCGGUGCCGAAAUUCACUGGCGCCAAGCUCAUUCGUUCCACCGCGAUUUCGCCUCGGUUAAGACACUCCUUGCCGGUUUGACUGGUGUUCUCAUUAUCGAAGCCGUAUUCCUCAUCGUAUCCUGGUUUACCGCCACUUAUCUUUACAACGGUGUGAGGGAGGUUUUGCGGGCCUUGAGCUCCUGCGUGGGAUUUGCUUUCCGUUGCUGUCGGAGAAAGUCGACCCCUCUCCCAGACCCGGAGAUUUACGAGCAAGUGGCCGUUGACGACUUUGACGAUAAGAGCGACUCAGACUCGGUUUUUCUUCUGGGCGAGCCCACCAAGCCGGUAGAGAACAACACUCGCUCUACUCUCCUGAAACGUGCUGUCAUUCUUUUCGCCGCUACUUAUGUCGCUUUUCUGGGCUGCAUCCGCCCGUCCGACUCUGCAUACUGGUUUUUGUCCCAAACUCUCGUUGUUACGCCUUUUGGCGGCUCCCGACCCCAUGGCGGCCACGCACUCGUUGAUAUUCCUGGUGCCUUGGGCGAAUACAGCUGGUUGGGCAACCGUACGGCCCUGGAUAUCCCACCGAAAUUCGAUUGGUUGCCGGUCGAGGAGCUGCCUGGAUUCCGAGACUGGUAUGCGAAUAAGAACAGCAAGGAGCCGUAUCUCCACUACAACCCGAAGCAGGACCCUCUGCAUGUCUCGAACUUGGAAGGUGAAGUCAUCGAGCCUUACCGCAAAGCUCUCCAUGAUGGGAGUGUUAAAAUCAAGCACGUCUUUCUGAUCAAGUUGGAAAGUACCAGAGAGGAUGUUUUCCCUCUUCGCAAAGACUCCUUCAUGCACGACCGCCUCAAAAGCUCGUUCAAUGGCAAGGUUCCUGACGAAGUUGAACAACGAUAUGCUAAUUUGACACCAACGGCGGAGCGUCUGACCGGAACACCCUCUGGAUGGAAUGGAAACAAUGUCAAGCCGUAUGGUGGUAUCCACGCCACAAACUCCCACACUGCCGGUACUUUUACGCUCAAGAGUCUGACGGGUUCAAUUUGUGGUCUUUCGCCUCUGGUUGUUGACUUCAACAAGGAGUACCUGCACCACAUUUACCAGCCUUGCAUGCCUCACAUCUUCGAUGCUAUCAGCGCUCAAUACAAUGGAACCGACAAGACUAAGGAGACCAACCGUACAGACGAUUUCACCUCCUGGCCGUGGCGCACCGCGUUCAUGCAAUCCAUCACUGAUCUCUACGAUAACCAGAACUUCCUGACACCUGUUCUGGGCUUCAAAGACUCGAUUAAUGUCGACACAAUCAUGGAAGACCGUGCCAAGAACCCCAAGUCUGGAACCGAGGAGGUCAACUUCUGGGGAUACCCCGACGAUGAGCUGCGAGACUAUUUCCGUGAUGCUCUCAACAAGGCCGAAGAGGACAAGGAACGCUUGUUCAUCACCCACCUUACUGGUAUCACCCAUUACCCUUGGAACAUGCCGCAUGAUGAGUUUGAAGAAAUGGCUGGCUCUACGUGGCUUCCUUUCAACAAGAAGCUUGGCCGCUAUUUGAACACUCUUAACUACAUCGACAAGUGGCUUGCCGAGACCUUGCAAAUCCUGGAGGAAACCGGGGCUGCCAACGAGACCUUGCUUGUGAUAACUGGUGACCAUGGUAUCACACUUCCUGAGGAUGGCGGUGUCACACCUUACGAUAACCCUCACAUCUCCAACUUCCACGUCCCAUUGGUCUUUGCCCACCCACAGCUUCCUGCCAUCGAAAUCGAUUCCCCAGUUACUUCGAUGCAAAUUCUACCCACUAUUCUCGACCUUUUGCAAGAGACAUCGUCCGUUGAUGAAAAGGGCAUGCGUGUCAUCAAGGAUCUGCUCCCGAUGUAUGAGGGCCAAUCGAUUAUCCGACCACUCGUUCCUGAAGCCAACGGAAAGCAAGACUGGCAGUUCACCGUUAUGAAUACAGGAGGCACCUGGGUUUCUUUGCGAUCUGCUGCGAAGCCAUACCGCUUGGUCAUUCCUCUCGUACCGGAUGUGGAAUGGCGAUUCUCGAAUGUUGAGACCGAUCCUAAGGAGAGAAGCUACCUGAUGUCCUUCGAUCUUUUGGCUCUGAUUGACCAGGCCAAGAGACGGUAUGGCGAGGACGCCUACCAGUGGAUCAACGAUGCGGCGCAUGUUGCUCAAUGGUGGCUCAAUGAUAACUGGCGCCGUUACGAAUACACACCAUAG
This is a messenger RNA of Aspergillus wentii DTO 134E9, 2508 nucleotides long. RefSeq lists its product as uncharacterized. The transcript has 4 exons. Bases 1 to 2508 code for a protein of 835 amino acids. Lineage: Eukaryota; Fungi; Ascomycota; Eurotiomycetes; Eurotiales; Aspergillaceae. The record is from RefSeq and is a predicted model, not a curated record.